AUGGGUAUGUCUGGCUCUUGGUUCUUGACGAACUUCACUGAUGUCUCUGAUGAAUUCUUCGAUUGGUUGAAUUUCUUCUGUGAUGAAGAUGAUACUAAAGACCAUAUAAGGAAAGCGGGACAAAGGGAUGCUGCAUUACUUCCGAAACAUUCUUCAGAAUUCUCAUCGACGAGUUGGACUAGGACAAAAGAAUUUGGUGCUAAUUCGUGCGAUUACGCUUCCAAACUGCCAAGAAGACCCUUUCAGGUCGAGCAAAGACGUAUGCAACAAGUUCUGCCAAGCCAAGUUGAGGAUAAUACUCCAGGUGGCCGACAAGCCAUGCUAUUUGAGGCUCCAAGCCCGGUCUCAGUCCUAGAGAUCAACAGAAGCUUUAACCCGUCUGAAAUCUUGGCACCCAACACCUCCAGCCUCUCUUACCCAGAGAAACGCCCUUGUGAAUCUUCUCUCCAUGAGAAGCCACGGGACCCAUCCAAAAGGAGAAGAAAGCAGCAGGAUCAGUCGCUACAGCAGCCGGAUCAACUGAGAAGAUGUGUGCAUUGUGCAGCAACCGAGUCCCCAAUGUGGAGGGCGGGGCCCAUGGGGCCCAAAACUCUGUGCAAUGCUUGUGGUAUCCGUUACAAGACAGGUCGCCUCUUUCCAGAGUACCGUCCCUUUGCAAGCCCAACAUAUGUCCCUUCUCUGCAUUCCCAAUUUCACAAGAAGGUAAUUAGAAUUAGGGAGGCCACAAAUUGUGAGGACACAGAAGUUGCAGCAAAUACUCAGAGGCCGUCGCAGUUAGGAAAUAUAGAGGCAUGA
This is a messenger RNA of Syzygium oleosum, 795 nucleotides long. RefSeq names its product GATA transcription factor 8. The transcript is spliced from 3 exons. Gene Ontology annotation, biological process: regulation of DNA-templated transcription. The record is from RefSeq and is a predicted model, not a curated record. Gene Ontology annotation, molecular function: sequence-specific DNA binding; zinc ion binding. Bases 1 to 795 code for a protein of 264 amino acids. Lineage: Eukaryota; Viridiplantae; Streptophyta; Magnoliopsida; Myrtales; Myrtaceae.